AUGGGAUAUGAUAAUAGGCUUGCUGUUGGACUAGGAGUGGGUAUCCCUUCGGCAAUUAUUAUAGGUUUUUGUAUCCUCAUGUGGUAUAGAAAUGAGAGGAAACAGUCGAGAGAAGAUCGGAUGGAUAAUGAGAUUGAUUUAGGAUUGAGGGAUGAUCAACUGUUCAACCAAUUUGAGGAGGAGUUACAUAAGAAGCGUGGUGCGAGAAACAAGUCUUCAUUAACGCAGGAAGAGACAGAAGUAGAUGGGAAUGCUGAAAAAACGUAUCAGACUUCGUUGUCUAAUGGAUCUUCGUCCACCACAAAUUUUUUGGAUCGGAGAGCAAUAGCAGGGCACCAAAAAACACCAUCCUCAUAUGAUUUCUACGAGUCUGUGAUUCCUAUAUUACCACCAAACGGAUACAAUAAUGUAUCGACGCAGUCUCCGGCAAGCUCCAAUAACAAUGUUCAAUCAACUAGCAAGUUCAACAACGGGAGUAUUGUUUCUCCGCCCCACAUUCCGAACGACAAUUUUGCUAGUAGCAAUGAAAGUAUAAUAGCCUCUCCCACAACUGCAAGUAACGGCCCGGACAGAUCGUUAGACACUUUGGCUAAGCAGUUGACCGGACCGUCUUAUUUUGAGAAGUUACCAUCAAGAGCUGCUACGGUCAGUUUAAAACAACGAAACCAAAUAACCUCCAACAAUUCGAGUAGCGAUAUUCUCACGAAUAGCUUCCCUAGUUCCAAAAAUCAACAAGUGCAAGAUUCAGCUCCAGAGGUCCAACUGGGCUUUUAUUCAAAGGUGCCAAAGUCUUCAACACACAGCAAUCUUGCGGAUAUUGCUAACGGUAACCGAGUUGACACGGCUGAUGAGAUCGAUGAAUCUUUCGAAAAGACGAAUGAAGAUUCUGGAAUUUCUCCAUUAAGUAUUAGGAAGAACGAUAGUCAUGAGGCAUUUAAACCUGACGUGGUGUUCGAGUAA
Molecule: messenger RNA, 960 nt
Organism: Debaryomyces fabryi
Lineage: Eukaryota; Fungi; Ascomycota; Pichiomycetes; Serinales; Debaryomycetaceae
Exons: 1
Coding region: 1-960 (319 amino acids)
Source: RefSeq, a predicted model, not a curated record